Laetiporus sulphureus 93-53 is the source of this 399-nucleotide messenger RNA. RefSeq lists its product as uncharacterized. The transcript is spliced from 2 exons. The coding region runs from base 1 to 399 and encodes 132 amino acids. NCBI's taxonomy places the organism in Eukaryota, Fungi, Basidiomycota, Agaricomycetes, Polyporales, Laetiporaceae. The record is from RefSeq and is a predicted model, not a curated record.
AUGCCCAAGAAUCAAUACAGAAGACUUUUCAAUCUCUCCGUAGAAUGCCGUCCUCCUCGGCGUACUGAUUGGGUCAUCGAGAAACGGAUGAUGUCGGCGCUGCGGACAUUUCUACCUCUACAGCUUGAGAGGCUCGAGCUACACUAUAAGAUAGCUGGUGAGGGAGUCCGUUACAGGAAACCAUCACAAUGGUCGAGCGUUCCGAAGAAGUAUCUCCGUGCAAUUCUCAAAGCUGCCGCGUCGCUCCCGACACUGACCUAUCUGGGUGUGCGGCAGAGUGCCUCCAAUUCUCAGAAAGCUUCCGGGGAGGAUGUGGAUGGUCCCUACAAGCAGACUUGGUGGAGACUUGAGGAACAGGACGGAAGGCGGAAGGCAUGCCUGGUACCGACGGAAGAAUGA